AUUAGGAGACGUCAUCGCGGCUCACCGACACCGACGCGUCAAAACCAGCUGAAGCUUACUACAAAUAAACAGGUUGCCAUGCGCCUGCUGGGGGGUCUCACCCUCUUUAUGUGGGCCGGUGUGCUGAACUUGCGACCUGCCUGCGGAAAGAAGACUCAACAAGAAGUCGACACUCUGAGCGACUCUGAUGCCCAGUUCUGUCACGGAGGACUGCACGUGAUUUACCCGGAGCUGGAGGUCGACGGCUGCAUGGUCGUCCCACGGACGGAACGCCUUCGGGAGAAAAUCAGCGUGGAGUGGGGGGCGCCGCGCGUGCGCCUCGAGCGCGCGGAAGAGGCGAAGAAGUACACCCUCAUGAUGGUGGAUCCGGACGCCCCGAGCCGCAACAAUCCCAGCAGAUGCCACUGGAGGCACUGGCUGAUGGUGGACAUUUUGGGCAGCGACCUGCAGAAAGGGGACAUCAGAGGCUCUGUUUUGUCUGAGUAUCGGCGCCCUACUCCUCCAUCCAACACUGGUCUCCACCGCUACCAGUUCCUCCUGUUUAAGCAGCAGGAUGACAGGGCCAUCAGCCUCAGUGAAGAAGAGAAGUCCUCAUUUGGGGACUGGGAUCCACAGGCGUUCGCUCAGAGGUUCGGUCUGGGGAGCGCUGUGGCCGCUGUGCAGUUCCUCACUCGUAACGCCAAGGACUAGGAGAUACAGAAUCAGCCUGGCAGUGCCUUUUGUGACCUUUGACCCCUGGCUCACAGCCAGCGACAGUAGGGAUGCAGCCUGGCCAACUGUCUAUUGGCGCAUGCCAUCUGAGAAGUAGAUUAGGUGUUGUUUCUGCUGGAAAAAACAUUUCCCUCUCUAUUAUUAACAAGGAAUGUUUACUGUACUGCUCUUAAAGCUCUUAAGUCUUCCUAUGGGAUCGCGUGCCUUAGUCUAUGUGCUCUCCUGCAAGAGCUUUAAGUUCCGAUAAUAAGAAUUAGGACCCAGUUGGCAUUACGUUGAAAUGCUUCUUCGGUACAGUUUCAGUUUCAUAUGGAAUCUUGCAUUAGCUCUCAGAUAUGAUAGCUUUUAGUCACUAAAAUUCAAUCCGAACAACUGUUAUACUGGCUUUAAUGAAAAAAUACACUUUUGAUUAGAUAACUCAUGAUGGCUGCAGUGAACCUGAAUUCAAGUUAAUGUCUAAUAUGCUGCAUGUAACUGGUGUGCAAUUUUGAUUGAUGAUGUACGGUAAUAUCUAUGUUAAAGGUUAAUAAUUUCCUUCACGGAAUUCAGUUAUUGACUUGGGACUGUAUUGUUAACUGCUCUGUUGUGCACUCAUAACUUACGAAGAACUGACACAAGUCUUUCUUACUCUUCUAAGGCUGUUUAAUGUUUGGCGAGUUCACUGUUCCCUCUUAUGCAGCUGUUGAGGAAGAAGCUGACCUGGGUGCAUCCAUGGGCAACUGAACGCAACACCCUGAGUAUCUCGGAACAUAACAGACCCCUUUCAGAUUUUCAGUUUUUUAUUAUCUUUUCUGUUUUUCUUUGUGUUUUCCCUGAAAUUCACACUGCAGCUUUCAACAAACUGAGAACAUUAUGCAAAAUAUGUUAUAUAUCCACUUUGCCACGCUUAUGAAUAUUGCUUCUUGAUUUGCAUUGGGAAAAGGUGAAUGUUCAGGUAUUUUGGAAAAACAUGACCUGAUUAGCUAGUCUGCCAUAUUGCCAGCAUACAUACUCAAUACUUUUGAUGUCAGCUAUUCUAAUUCCAUUAAUCAGUUUCUUCUCUAAGGAAAAUUUUCUUCUGCAGUGUUUUAAAAAGAAAUAGUGCUGGAAUUUAAAAUUAAGGUAUAUAAUAAAAUAAAAGCAAAUUUGUUCUGACAUGUAUAAUUCAUACAUUUACCUACAAUAAAGUGCUUUAUUCUUUUCAUUUUUAGGAGUUAUGU
Messenger RNA from Scleropages formosus (Asian bonytongue), 1910 nucleotides. It is a transcript of the gene pebp4, whose product is annotated as phosphatidylethanolamine binding protein 4. The annotation marks the transcript as partial. The transcript is spliced from 7 exons. Lineage: Eukaryota; Metazoa; Chordata; Actinopteri; Osteoglossiformes; Osteoglossidae. The record is from RefSeq and is a predicted model, not a curated record.